This is a messenger RNA of Linum trigynum, 2779 nucleotides long. Lineage: Eukaryota; Viridiplantae; Streptophyta; Magnoliopsida; Malpighiales; Linaceae. The record is from the annotation of a GenBank genome assembly.
GUCUUCUUCUUCCUUCUGGCGGCAAAUCGUGCUCGGGAACAACCAGGGGUCGACGGAUCGUCCUCGGUAACGUUGGUUUUCACGACGGCAGGGGGCUACUUUUUCUUUUAUCGCUGCCGCUGCCCCAUUUGCCUUUGCCGCUGCUGUACUCUCUUUCUUCUAUUUUCGUUUAGUCGUGGUAAAAGAAAGAAAAAAUCCCCUAUUCACUAACGAUGGGUGGGAGUUGAGCGUGAACCGUGUAGCUGCCAUUUCCAGGAUGAAGAAGCUUUUUCUUCGAGUGGGAGAGAGAUGAAGAUAAAGCUACUGGAUUGACAUAAUUUGUUGUUUCAUUUUCUUAACAAGAAAGGAGAAUAAACAAUUACCGAAAAAAUUGGAAAGGGGAACAAAGUAAUUAGCUUCUCAGUAAUUUUUAUACUUGCAGUAGAUUUGUUUAGAAAUUGGGUGUUCUUUUCGGGAUCGAAAAAAUAGAAGUAAAAGAUAAAACAUAGGGUAAAUUCCUAGUUUGGUCACUGGGUAUACUAAAAAAUGUCAUGUUUAGUCACUAGAAAAAAUUAAUAUCAAUAAUGGCCACUAAGUUUGGUAAAACAUGUCAUGUUUGGUCACCCUCCGUUAGUUUCCGUCCAACUCCGUUAAUGAAGUCCGUUAAGCGCUGACGUAGCAAACAAGUCCGCAUGUUUAAAAUGUUUUGUUCUAUUUCUCUUAUCUUGUGCAAAGUUCUACAUAUAUUGUAAGGAUAAGAAUUGAAUAGAAGUUCAACUAGUUUUCUUCUGGAGAAAAAGCUCAUAGUAAUUUUUAGGGUUAAUAUAUUUGUAUGGCCUGAACUUUUCACAUAAUAAACAUCCUAGCCAAUAUUUUCGAUCUAUAACAUUAUGGCCUGAACUAUACACCAAAGUAACGAAAUUGGCCAAACCCGAAAAAUUGACCGUAAUCUUUGACGGUCAACGCGCCACGUCACAGCCAAGUCAGCACCUUUCACUUAGAAAUUUUUAUAUGUUCCACCUAUUACUAUUUUUUCAUUUUAAAUAAAAAAUUGAAAAUUGAAAAAAAAUAAAGUGGACCAGAAAUUCCUUUUCAUUUUUUAUUCAAAAUGAGAAAAAUAAAUAGUAAUAGGUGGAAAAUAUAAAAAAAUUUAAGUGAAAGGUGCUGACUUGGCGGCGACGUGGCGCAUUGACCAUUAGUCAACCCGUUUGACCGUCAAAGAUAACGGUCAACGGGUUUGGCCAAUUUCGUUAGUUUGGUGUAUAGUUCAUGCCAUGAUGUUAUAGAUCGAAAAGAUUGGCCAGGAUGUUUAUUAUGUGAAAAGUUCAGGCCAUACAAAUAUAUUAACCCUAAUUUUUAUACUUGCAGCUCAUUUGUUUAGAAAUUGGGUGUUCUUUUCGGGAUUGAAAAAAAUAGAAGUAAAACAUAAAACAUAAGGUAAAUUCGAAGUAUGGUCACUGGAUAUGUCCGGUGAAGGGGAUCUGCCGAGAUUGAUGAUGGAGGCCGGGGACUUGCGGAGAUUGUCCGGUGAAGGGGAUCUGUCCGGUGAACUUGUUGUAGCCCAAAUUGAUGACGGAGGCCAGGGACUUGCCGAGAUUGUUCGAGAUUUCACCGUCGAAUUGGUUGCUGUUGAGGAAGAUGGCGUCGUGGCGUUUGUCGAAGAGGGCAUCGGGGAUUAGACCCGAGAAGGAGUUCAAUCGGAAGUCGAGGUAUACAAGAUUGGGGAUGUCGAGGACGGAGGAGGGAACUCGUCGGGGAAUUGGUUGUUGUUGAGGUCUAAUUCGUGGAGGGAAAUUAGGUCACAGAAUGUCUCCGGGACAAAGCCUUGGAUCCGGUUGUGGGAGGCUAACAUUCCACCGAAGCUGAAGGUGUUUGUCUGAAAAUGUUUAAUAGAAUUCUACCGACGACAGAAGCCCUUACUGGAAAAAAGAUUGCGAUUCUCCCAAGAUGUCCUGUGUGUUGGGCUGAUUUUGAGAUAAUGGAACAUCUGUUCCUGGAUUACCCCGUCGCCCAUGCCAUUUGGGACCAUCCGGGGUUACAGUAUUUGGCCAAGGUUUGCCUCUUCUUACGUUCCCUCUAUUUCUGAAGAAAUUUUGUCUAUUAUACAUCAACCUUCGCAGUUCAUGGUGGUGAUUGCUGUCCUUUGGAGGACAUGGAGAUCUCGGAACUGGGUUAUCUUUGAAGGUAAACAUUUCAAGAUCCCUGCCUUGAUGAGGCAGUAUAAUCAGCAGGUUGAGGAAUGGAUCCGUCUACCGGUUGAACAACCCCUCUCACUGUCCAGUCCACUGCCUCCCCCCGUGGAUCCAGAUGGGCUAAUUGUGCCUAUGUGUAUGUGGGAUGGGGCAGUAAGGAAUGUGUCGCAUUCAGCAGGAGGGAUGGUUAUCCUCAAUCCUGCUAGAGAGGUCCUUUGGGCUACUGGGUCCAGUUUCCUCUUAUUGAUGAUCCAAUGGUGGUGGAGUUACUUGUCCUCCGGGUGGUUGUCACUUGGUGUUUGGGGCAGGGCUUUUCGGAGAUGAGAUUUGAAGGAGAUGCCAAAGUGGUAAUUUAUAAGGUCAGCCGGGCAGAUGUGCGAGAUAAUCGGAUGGAGACUAUUCUAGAAGAGAUUGUGCGUACUUUCGCUUUGAAUACGGGCUUCAGUGUGCGAUUUGUAGAUCUGACUAGCAAUAGGGUAGCUCAUUUGGUAGCUAGAAAGGCAUUGUCUUUGUACCUGACUACGUGUCGCUUCUUUGAUUUUUAGACUUGGCUGAAUUCCAGGAUGUAACUAUCUUUUUGUUCCAAUCAAUAUAUGAUUACCUUUUGU